Messenger RNA from Symbiodinium pilosum, 894 nucleotides. Lineage: Eukaryota; Dinophyceae; Suessiales; Symbiodiniaceae. The record is from the annotation of a GenBank genome assembly.
AUGACGAACUUCAUAAUUGCGAUUGCUGCCCUUGCUUUGCCUCUGGCCGCUGGGCUAGAAGCAGAUGCCUUCGGCUGCCAAGAUUCCACCAGCUGUCAGCAAGGAACUUCAUUGUUGCAGCACGGCUCUCGCAAAGUUGAGUCGGCCAAUCGUCAGGGCCAGGUCAUCAAGGCGACUGCUGACCCUACAAAGUUCCUGGAUUGGGCGGUCAACAUCGAUGCCAACGGUCGCUCAUGUGCUCUUUGCGGUCUGCCGCCUCAAGAGCGUGCGCCCAACAACACCUAUGUGCAGCGCACUGACUGUGGCAACCAAAGCCUGUACGAGCACCCGGAUAAGGUCUUUUUGCCUUUGAGCAGCUUCAUGAAAGAGGCCACAGACGAGCACAACGAGACCUUUGGCUGGUGCGAGCUAAAUUCGGAAAAGGGUUGUGCUGAUGCGAUCUACAACAAGGACUACCUGAUGUUUGCCAAGUCUGUCCAGCUACCGAGCCUACCCAUUGUUGGCUACAAGACCAUGGCGUAUGACCAGCAGUAUUGCCUCCACAACGGUUGGCUGGCCCCGGAGAUCAAGGCGUUGCAGCACGACUACGAGGGCAUGACUGCAAAGGGCAAGGAGUAUUGCAACUCUGAUCUUCUCGUCAGCCUUGGCUCGAAGGGCAACAUGACUCUGAUAGACAUGAUUGAGACCUACUUGAUUGACCUGCCCGGCUUGCCUAUCAGCCGCCCAUCCCCGGAGCAUGCGCACUUCAUGGCUGCAUGGACUUGUGCCAUGGGCAGCUCAGCGUGUGACAUGACCUACUGCGCGUACAGCUUCUGCGUGCAGGACGAUGGCAGCAUCGGAACCUAUGAUGAAUGCCCCGGUUGGGACCCUGUCAAAGGCAUGCCAGUAAAUUAG